AUGUCGAAAUUCGUUUUGGCUGCGUCAGCAGCGGUACCGAUCGCGUAUUCGCUACGAGAGCCGCCGCAUGAUGGUCUCGAGGCGAAAAAGCGAAAAGCUCGCGGAAUCAUCACCAAAUUUAUGAUUGUUAAUGGAAUUCCGGGGCUCUCGAUUGGAGUAUCGAAAAACGGCGAAAAAAUUUGGAGCGAAGGAUUCGGCUACGCCAACAUCGAAUCCUCCGCAAAAUGUUCGGAAGACACUGUGAUGCGAAUCGCCAGCAUUAGCAAACCAAUAACGGCAACAAUCGCUGCGAGACUCAUCGAGGCCGGCAAAUUGGACAUCGACAAGGAUAUUCGGCACUAUCUUCCCUCGUUUCCCGAGAAGAAUUUCUCCGGAAAACCGGUGACAAUCACAACUCGCCAAUUAUUGUCGCAUUCAGCUGGUAUUCGCCACUAUCACAACGAGAAGGUAAUCAAUGAUAAUUAG
Caenorhabditis bovis is the source of this 465-nucleotide messenger RNA. The record is from the annotation of a GenBank genome assembly. Lineage: Eukaryota; Metazoa; Nematoda; Chromadorea; Rhabditida; Rhabditidae.